Didymella exigua CBS 183.55 is the source of this 1317-nucleotide messenger RNA. RefSeq names its product enolase. Gene Ontology annotation, biological process: glycolytic process. NCBI's taxonomy places the organism in Eukaryota, Fungi, Ascomycota, Dothideomycetes, Pleosporales, Didymellaceae. The record is from RefSeq and is a predicted model, not a curated record. Gene Ontology annotation, molecular function: magnesium ion binding; phosphopyruvate hydratase activity. The transcript has 3 exons. Gene Ontology annotation, cellular component: phosphopyruvate hydratase complex. Bases 1 to 1317 code for a protein of 438 amino acids.
AUGGCCAUCACCAAGAUCCACGCCCGCUCCGUCUACGACUCUCGCGGUAACCCCACCGUCGAGGUCGAUAUCGUCACCGAGACUGGCCUUCACCGUGCCAUCGUCCCCUCCGGUGCCUCCACCGGUUCUCACGAGGCUUGUGAGCUCCGCGAUGGUGACAAGAGCAAGUGGGGUGGCAAGGGUGUCACCAAGGCCGUUGCCAACGUCAACGACAAGAUCGCCCCUGCUCUGAUCAAGGAGAACAUCGACGUCAAGGACCAGUCCGCUGUCGAUGCUUUCCUCAACAAGCUCGAUGGAACCAAGAACAAGACUGAGCUUGGUGCCAACGCCAUCCUCGGUGUCUCCAUGGCCAUUGCUAAGGCUGCUGCCGCUGAGAAGGGUGUCCCUCUCUACGCUCACAUCUCUGACCUGGCCGGCACCAAGAAGCCCUACGUUCUGCCCGUUCCCUUCAUGAACGUCCUGAACGGUGGCUCCCACGCUGGUGGCCGUAUGGCUUUCCAGGAGUUCAUGAUCGUUCCUUCUGAGGCUCCUACCUUCACCGAGGCCAUGCGCCAGGGUGCUGAAGUCUACCAGAAGCUCAAGACCCUCGCCAAGAAGAAGUACGGCCAGUCCGCCGGCAACGUUGGUGACGAGGGUGGUGUCGCUCCUGAUAUUCAGACCCCCGAGGAGGCUCUCGACCUCAUCACCGACGCCAUCGAGGCUGCCGGUUACACAGGUCAGAUCAAGAUCGCCAUGGAUGUCGCCUCCAGCGAGUUCUACAAGGCCGACGAGAAGAAGUACGACCUUGACUUCAAGAACCCCGAGAGCGACAAGAGCAAGUGGCUCACCUACGAGCAGCUCGCUGCGCUCUACAAAUCCCUCUCCCAGAAGUACCCCAUCGUCUCCAUUGAGGACCCCUUCGCUGAGGACGACUGGGAGGCUUGGUCUUAUUUCUUCAAGACCUCCGACUUCCAGAUUGUCGGUGAUGACCUGACAGUCACCAACCCCGAGUUCAUCAAGAAGGCCAUCGAGCAGAAGUCUUGCAACGCUCUUCUCCUCAAGGUCAACCAGAUCGGUACCAUUACCGAGGCCAUCCAGGCUGCCAAGGACGCUUUCGGCGCCGACUGGGGCGUCAUGGUUUCUCACCGCUCCGGCGAGACUGAGGAUGUCACCAUUGCCGACAUCGUCGUUGGUCUUCGCGCUGGUCAGAUCAAGACUGGUGCUCCGGCCCGAUCUGAGCGUCUCGCCAAGCUCAACCAGAUCCUCCGUAUCGAGGAGGAGCUCGGCGACAACGCCAUCUACGCUGGCUCCAAGUUCAGGACCUCUGUCAACAUGUAA